AUGACUCUUGCUAAGUUAUCAUGGUCAAUGAUUUCUGUUAUCAUGGAGGUUGUGGGUGCUGCCGUUGUCCCCUCAAAUGAUAAUAAUUCCAGGGCUUCGGACACGAAUGCAACCGAUGGCGUAGACACUGCCAAAUUCGGUUGUACGGAGUCAAUAUUUAAUCACGAUUUUAUUGGUCUCGCACAGUCGAUGGCACAUAGUGCAGAAGAAUUUGUGCGGCAGGUGUGGCUGAGAGGAUGGCAGUUGGUUCAGUUCGCACAAUUGCCGGUGUGGAUGAAGGACAAUGAUUUUUUAGUUCGCGGUCAUCGCCCUGCUCUCAACUCCUAUUGGAGUUGUGUAAAGUCUAUUUUUCGUAUCCAUACCGAAACAGGUAACAUCUGGACUCAUCUUCUCGGCUGUGUGCUUUUCAUCUCAAUUUGGACCUUUUUCAUAUCACUUGCUCCUGAAAGUAUUCAGUGGCAGGACAAGUUGGUUUUCUCGGCGUUUUUUUUGGGAGCAGUGGUCUGUUUGGGGUUUUCCUGUAUCUUUCACACUCUCAGUUGUCAUUCUCUUAAAGUAUCCCGUUUCGCUAACAAGCUAGACUAUGCGGGAAUCGCAAUUCUGACAAUUGGAUCCUUUGUGCCAUAUCUCUACUACACCUUCUACUGUGAUUUCCCUGCAAUGGUAGGAUAUCUGUCAUUAAUUUGCGUGCUUGGUGUGACGUCGAUUUGUGUGUCGACUCUGGAUGUAUUUGCGAGUCCUCGAUUCCGUUCAGUUCGGGCCGGCUCUUUCAUUGGGCUGGGACUUUCCGGCAUUAUCCCUGCUACACAUUACGCUGUUGUAGUAGGCUGGAAUGCUGCGGUUGAGGACGGAUCCCUUGACUGGCUCAUAAUUAUGGCCGUUCUCUACAUAUCUGGUGCUGUACUCUACGCUCUCCGCAUUCCAGAACGCUGCUUUCCUGGUUACUGUGACAUCUGGUUCCAAAGUCACCAAAUCUUCCAUGUAUUUGUUGUGGCAGCUGCCACAGUGCACUAUUACGGCGUCGCGAGGAUAUCCAACUACCGUCUGAGUCGGGGAGACUGUAAACCCAGCCCACUGAUUAAUUUUACUCAGAACUAA
Molecule: messenger RNA, 1098 nt
Organism: Hydatigera taeniaeformis
Lineage: Eukaryota; Metazoa; Platyhelminthes; Cestoda; Cyclophyllidea; Taeniidae
Source: the annotation of a GenBank genome assembly